Molecule: messenger RNA, 1020 nt
Organism: Adineta ricciae
Lineage: Eukaryota; Metazoa; Rotifera; Eurotatoria; Adinetida; Adinetidae
Source: the annotation of a GenBank genome assembly
AUGACAACGAUAUUUCGUUCAUAUUUACGUCAAGCUGGUUCCAUUCCAGAUCAGUCUAUAUCGCACGAACAGAUUUUAUCUCGAACAAAUUCUAUUGUAUCACUCCAUAGUGGACAAUUCGAUGAAGAUACGAUGGACUUUUCAUCGGUAGAAACGCGAGAUAAACACUUUCCGGCAAAACCAACAACAAUCUGUCCACUUCAUUCUCCAGCAAAAGACUAUACGAUCGAAGAAAACCAGCACUCUAGAGCUGAAAAGGCAAAGUCAAAGAAUAAUAAUACUAUUGCAAAACGAGCAAAAAAGCGUGGUCCUCGUUAUUCACGCAUUAGCGAAAAAUCGCCACCACUAUUUACUCGUCUUCUUGGCACUAUCUUUGGUGAUUCCGACGCUCGCGACAGAUAUAAAACGAAUCAAACUCAAAAAAAGCGAACGAAUGGAACGACAAAAAAGUUGAUUCUACCAUCCAACUCAACGAUUAAAAAGCAAUUCGAAGACAACGAAGAAACCCUACGUUCACUGGUAACACUGCUUAGUCAAAUCGAAUCGAACAUCAAAGGAACAACGAAUCAAACUGACGCACCUAUCGAACAAGCUCGAAAUAAUAAUCGCAUGGAAGAUACAUUGACGUCUUGUUCGAAUGAUACUUAUCAACAGAAAUCGAAAGCUAAAGUGACUCAUCAAUAUUCGAGAGCAUCGAAACAUUUGUCGUCUUCGCGGUUAACUAAAAAAAGACAGUCAGAAGUAGAAGAAGAAGAAGAUACGCUGAGUACAUCAUCGAUUACAACUCACUAUUCCUCGCGAUCGUCGUCGACACCUCGACGUAAAACUAUGGACAGUCAGCAACAAACACAAAUCUAUCCAACUAAAAUCAACACCGCAACCUCGACACAGUUCCAUCAAACGAAUGUAUCGGAACCAUCAUGGCUUGAUGUGAUGCGCGACGAUCAGACCACGAAUGAUGCAUGGGCACGAAUUCGACGUAAACUCAAACCUAAUCAACAAAAAGAUAUUCUCAGGUAA